AUGGUGUGGCAGCCAGUGAACCUCACGGCGGCGUGUCCGCCCGGCAGCCCGGUGAGCGCGUGCUCCAGCUUCGCGCACGUGUUUCUCAGCCUGCUGGUGCAGCUGUACGGCGGCUCCUCGGACCAGCGCAAGCAGCAGCUGUGCGACCGCGAGGCCGAACCCGCCAGGCGCGACCACGGCGAGUACGACUUCAUAGUGGUGGGCGCCGGCGCGGCGGGCUGCGUUAUCGCCAAUAGACUCACUGAGAACCCUAAAUGGAAUGUGUUGUUGUUGGAAGCCGGGCCGAAGGAGCCUGACAUCACGUCGGUGCCCGGCCUGUCGACGGUGCUCCAGGGCUCCAACAUCGACUGGCAGUACACCACGGAACCCAACGGCAAGAGCUGCCUCGCAUCCGGAGGAAGAUGCGGCUGGCCGAGGGGUAGAACGAUGGGCGGUUCAAGCUCAAUCAACUCUCUGGGGUACGUCAGAGGGAACAUGGCGGACUACGACCGGUGGGCGCUCAUGGGGAACGAAGGAUGGAGCUAUAGAGACGUGCUGCCAUUUUUCCUGAAAUCCGAACGCAAUCUGAAUAAAGACUCUAUCGACAGUGACUACCAUGGAGCGAUGGGUGAACAGCCUGUAGGGUGGUUUCCUCACGUCGACGAUCCCGCCAACAUGUUGGUCGAAGCCUACAAUGAAAGAGGGAUACCUUUCGGCGAUUUUAAUGGAGCUGAACAAGUGAGCACCAUGCAAAUACAAGCAUUCCAGGUCGACGGUGAAAGAGUAUCGGCCAACAAGGCUUUCAUAUCACCAAUCCGACAUAAAAGAACGAAUCUCUUUAUUAAAUCGGAAGCAGAAGUAACAAAGAUACUUAUAGAUAAAAAUCAUAACGCUUACGGAGUAGAGUACACGAAAGAUGGUAAGACAUAUAAGGCGCAUGCCACAAAAGAGGUCAUCAUUAGCGCUGGAACAAUCAACUCGGCAAAAUUGUUGAUGUUAUCUGGAAUAGGGCCGAGAGAACAUUUAGAAAGUCUAAAUAUCCCUGUUAUUAAAGAUUUAGCUGUAGGAGAGAAUCUUCAUGAUCACGUUUCAUUUAACGGCAUGAUUGUAGCUUUGUCGAAUUAUUCUUCUAGGGCGGUAUCGAACGAAGAAAUGAUCUGUAGCGUCAAGGAAUUCCACAAAAUGAAAACCAAAAAAGGCCCACUUACGGGUAACGGUCCUGUGAUGUCAUCAUUGUUUUUAAAAACAGAGCCACAUCUGACCUAUGCCGAUUUGCAAAAUCAAGCUAAUCACAUUCGAGAUUGGAAAGAAUUUCUCAGAGAUCCAUUAACAGUAGAAAAAACUGGAAAUAGAAUUUGGCCGAGCGCCUACUAUGACGGAGUGAUACCGCGAACUAUGGACAUAGUUCCCAAGAGUAGAGGCAAAUUGCUAUUGAAUGAAGAUGAUCCACACGGUCCUCCGAGAUUACAUGUAAACUAUUUAGGCGACGACAGGGAUCUGAUACCUCUGAUGAAGGGUGUGCGUUUCUUAUUGUCUCUAGAAAAUACAGAAGCCUUUAAAUCGCGGGGAGCGUAUUACGUGCGGGAGCAAAUGCCGCACUGUAAGCAACACGAGUGGGGCACCGACGAGUAUUUCCUUUGUUUGAUAAAGCAAUAUACCACCACCACGCACCAUCAAGUCGGGACCGGCAAGAUGGGCCCGAAGUGGGACAAGAAAGCUUUAUUAGAUAACAAGCUCCGGGUGUACGGCAUCAAAUGGCUGCGAGUGAUCGACGCGUCGAUGAUGCCGGUGCUCAUACGCGGGAACACGUGUGCGCCGGCCAUGAUGAUCGCGGAGAGGGGCGUAGACUUCGUUAUCAAGGAAUGGCAACAUCGUACUAACAAUUAUUGUUUCUGAUUUUUAAUUUGAAUUCUUGAAGUGUCUAAAUAUUUUUCAAAAUAAAGAAUUACCUUCUGAUUGACUGAAAUUAUCGUAUAAUUAUCAUUAUAGUAAUUUACAUUACAAACUAAUAUAAUUUUCUAGCGGACCCGGUCAAGCUUCGCUUUCACAUAUAUGCACUUCUUCCCUAUCCCUACUGUUCACUUCCCUGCCUCUACCAUACCCAUACCCUAGUUUCACAUUACAUACAAACGACCAGCGCUUCUGCUGCAGCUAAGCCCAUAAUGACCACAUUGAUCCACGCGGCUACCACAGGGGCAGACAUGAGGCUCGCAAACUUUGACACCCAAACGUAAGCAAACGGCUAUAUGAAGCGUUGUCCUAUCAUGAACCCUCCUUAAGUUAUGUGAUGGCAAAGCCUGUAGCCAAUGACCAGACUCCUUCUCAGAUAACGCCAAAAUACGAGCCUUAUCUGAUGGAGAAGUACAUUGCUCUAAAACACGUUUAUGUGUAAACAAUAAAAGCGGUUUGUCCCACAGGCUUGGACACCCCACAGACGCAGGAUAACACUCGCCAGGGCAUGAUGCACUCCAUGCCGACCUUGCU
Molecule: messenger RNA, 2463 nt
Organism: Bicyclus anynana (squinting bush brown)
Lineage: Eukaryota; Metazoa; Arthropoda; Insecta; Lepidoptera; Nymphalidae
Product: glucose dehydrogenase [FAD, quinone]-like
Exons: 4
Coding region: 1-1875 (624 amino acids)
Molecular function (GO): oxidoreductase activity, acting on CH-OH group of donors; flavin adenine dinucleotide binding
Source: RefSeq, a predicted model, not a curated record